AUGACGACACCUGUAACACAAAUCGCCCCCUAUGACCAAUGGCCUCAGUGUGCCUUUUACUGCGGGCCUGUCCACGACGCCGAAGGCGGGUGCGUCGACCCCGUCCUUCCGGGAGCCGACGAAGCGUCGGCAAAUGCGUGCUUCUGCGGUAAUUCCGCGUUGUUUGGCUUCAAGGCGGGACUCCACAACGUAUGCGACAACAUUUGCAAGGGAGCCGGCGAGGACCAGACUGCCGCUCUCGUCACGAUACAAAAUUGGUACGCCGACACUUGCAACCUCCCGGAAAAGUUUAGUGCCCAGAACCAGGGAUCGACUUCUGCAGCGACUGGAAAUACCGCCGACACAAAUACCGGGGACACGAAUACCGCCGACACGGGCACGAGCAUCGGGACGUCCUCUGGUGCAAUCCCCGUCCAAGCCGGGACUGGAGGCACAUGGCUGGAAAAUCACCUCCGGUGGAUCAUCAUGGCCAUCGUCAUUGUCGUAGGCAUCAUUGUCAUCUGGAUAGGCGCCUGCCUCUGGCGCCGCCACUACCUCAAGAAGAAGGAACGCCAAAAAGGUCUAGGAAAGCUCCCCGCCCACGACUCCUGGGGCCCCGGCGCCGCUCCUCCCGACCACCAUGGCGCUCCCGCUCCGGGGUUGUUCCUACCCCCCGGCACCCACCGCACAUCUAACCGCGGGUCUACCCACGGCUCCCAAACAACAACCGAGAAGACAACCCCGCCCCCGCCCGCAGCGUCACGGAGCAGGUCACCGAAACUAAGAAAGUGGGUGUCGGGGGACAAGGUAUGA
Scedosporium apiospermum is the source of this 792-nucleotide messenger RNA. RefSeq lists its product as uncharacterized. The record is from RefSeq and is a predicted model, not a curated record. The transcript is spliced from 3 exons. Lineage: Eukaryota; Fungi; Ascomycota; Sordariomycetes; Microascales; Microascaceae. Bases 1 to 792 code for a protein of 263 amino acids.